Umbelopsis ramanniana AG is the source of this 2208-nucleotide messenger RNA. RefSeq lists its product as uncharacterized. Gene Ontology annotation, molecular function: amino acid transmembrane transporter activity. The record is from RefSeq and is a predicted model, not a curated record. Gene Ontology annotation, biological process: amino acid transmembrane transport. Bases 129 to 1790 code for a protein of 553 amino acids. The transcript has 6 exons. NCBI's taxonomy places the organism in Eukaryota, Fungi, Mucoromycota, Umbelopsidomycetes, Umbelopsidales, Umbelopsidaceae. Gene Ontology annotation, cellular component: membrane.
CAUUUUAGAAACAUAUAAUUUUUUUUUUACAAGUUGUCACGGAAAACAUUAUCUUUUCUUUUUACAUCUUUGUUCCCUUUACCUCUUCCUUCAUUUCAUCUACUUGUUCUUUAUAACAAAGGGGAAUUAUGCAGGAGAAGACUGAGAUCGAGUCCUACAAUCAUCCUCAGGAUAUUGGCUCGCCCAGAGGAACCACUCCUCAAUAUGAAAACUAUUCAGACUAUGAUGCCAACGAAAAGAACGUUGACGUUUCUGAUGUCGGUGCCAUGGAAGAACAAGUUGGCACCAAGCGUGGCUUGAGCGCUCGUCAUAUUCAAAUGAUUUCGCUUGGUGGAGCUAUUGGUACUGGUUUGUUCUUGAACUCUGGCGGUAAUAUCGCAUCGGCUGGUCCCGCAGGUGCUCUUAUAGCAUACAUCGUUAUUGGCUUCAUGGUGUUCUGUAUCAUGACCUGUCUUGGUGAAAUGGCUACAUACAUGCCAAUCUCUGGAUCGUUCAACUUGUACGCCUCAAAGUUCGUGGAUCCUGCUCUUGGUUUCGCCCUUGGUUGGAACUACUGGUUCUCAUGGGCAGUCACUAUUGCUACUGAAUUGUCAGCCGCAGCUACUAUCAUUGACUACUGGUUCCAGGAUAACCAAGUUGUCCCUGAUGCUGCUUGGUCAGCCAUCUUCUUGGUUCUCAUCUUGGGUAUUAACACCUUUGGUGUCCGUGUCUAUGGUGAAUUGGAAUACUGGUUCGCUAUGAUCAAGAUUCUCUUGGUCAUUGUUUUCUUGAUUGUUGCUCUUCUUGUCACCACUGGUGCCGUUGGUGGUCAUACCAUUGGUUUCUCCUACUGGAAGGACCCUGGUGCGUUCAACAAUGGUGUCUUGGGUACUGUCGGCGUCCUUUUGUCCGCUGGUUUCUCUUUCCAGGGUACCGAAAUUGUCGGUGUCACUGCCGGUGAGGCCAAGAACCCCCACAAGAGUGUUCCUCGUGCUAUCCGCAACGUUUUCUGGCGUAUCCUUAUUUUCUUUGUUUUGACCAUGCUCUUCAUUGGUAUGUGCGUCCCCUACGACUUGCCCGAACUUUCCACCUCCAGUGAUGCCGCUACCGCUUCGUUCACCAUCAUUUUCAACAUUGCUGGUAUCGGAGUCGGUGCUCACAUUGUCAACGCUGUCGUUUUGAGUUCUGUUCUUUCCGCCGCCAACUCUUCCUUGUACACUUGCUCUCGUACCAUGAUGGCACUUGCUAGAGAUGGUAAGGCCCCCGCUAUCUUCUCUCGUACCACUCGUUGGGGUGCUCCCGUCUUUGCCACUCUUGCCUCCUCCAUCAUUGGCUUCGCUUGCGUUUUCGUCAGUCUUUACCGCCCAGAUGAUGCUUUCAUUUGGUUCUUGAGUAUCACUGCCGUUACUGGUUUCAUCAGCUGGACUGGUAUUGCUGCUGCCCAUCUUCGCUUCCGCAAGGCUUACGUUUAUCAAGGCCGUGAUCUCAACGAAUUGCCCUACCGUGCUUUGUGGUUCCCCUUCUCUCCCAUUUUUGCUAUUGUCUUGACGGUCUUGAUUGUUCUUGCUCAAGGUUAUGGCGCCUUCUACCCUCAAUGGGAUGUGACCACUUUCUUCAUUGACUACAUCGGUAUUGCUCCCUUCAUCUUGACUUAUGGAGGUUACAAGAUUUUCCGUCGCUCCAAGGUCAUUCCUUUGGGUGAAGUCGAUCUUGAUACCGGCAGAUAUUUCCCCACUGCUGAAGAUGAGAUCGAUAAUGAGAAUGAUCUCCAUAGACCUUGGUACAAGAAGAUGUUCUCCGCCAUUGUUUAAAGUAGACCGCGCCAACCUACCUUCCUCCAUCUUUUAACUCAUCUAAAACCCCCCAUUUUUAUGCCUAUGUUGGGCUUUCUCCUCGACUUUUCAAUGCCACAUCUUCAACUCUCUGGAGAGAACAAAUGACCAAAAUUAUUUAUUACCUCGAUCGUAUAAGCACUUUCUACCACCCUGCUGUCUUCUACGCCCCUCUUAUUGCUGGUACGCUUUGCCCAUCCCUACCCUAUUUUUUCGUUUUGUAUAUCCUAAGAUGUAUAAUGUGACCCUAUAAAUUUUGAUAUAAUGUAUCAUUAUCCACCAUCAAGUUGCUGAUCUGAAGUAAAGAGCGGCGGAAGUAGCCAUUUUGGUGCGCAGUAGGGCGGGAUUAAUAAUACUGGUAGAGCGCAGCACCAGCUUGACAUAUAAACGUGGGCAA